Microplitis mediator is the source of this 1865-nucleotide messenger RNA. It is a transcript of the gene PolD3, whose product is annotated as DNA polymerase delta subunit 3. Gene Ontology annotation, biological process: DNA synthesis involved in UV-damage excision repair; nucleotide-excision repair, DNA gap filling; DNA strand elongation involved in DNA replication. Gene Ontology annotation, molecular function: DNA-directed DNA polymerase activity. Gene Ontology annotation, cellular component: nucleus; delta DNA polymerase complex. NCBI's taxonomy places the organism in Eukaryota, Metazoa, Arthropoda, Insecta, Hymenoptera, Braconidae. The record is from RefSeq and is a predicted model, not a curated record. Bases 252 to 1685 code for a protein of 477 amino acids. The transcript is spliced from 2 exons.
AACAACGCAGCUGUUUGGCUAUUGCUGCUAUAAAAAGGCGCGAAAAUAAUUCAUUACCAAGCCAGAAUUUAGUUUCACUAAUUAAUUAAUUAAUCAAUCUGCAAAUUAAUUAAAAAUGUCUAGCAAAUAGUCCUAAUUACUUAAAUAUUCACUAGGUGGUGCAUUUAAAAAUAAAGUGUCACAUUAAUUACAAAUAAUAUUUAUAAGUUGUCCUGUUGUUGAAGAUCAAGACCCAAUAAGUAAAUUAAACCAUGGAUUUAAUGAACAAUUAUUUGGAUACUCUUGCUGGGUACAUUAAUGAUGAAGACAAGCUGGUUACGUAUAAAUGGCUGAGCAAAGAGCUAGAAGUCCAUGUAAAUUUAUCUAAACAAAUUCUGGAAGAGUAUUGGAGUAAAAACAAAUCAAGUGAUCAACUUGUAGCCACAAUAAUGAUAAUAGGUCACACCAAAGACGGAGGUAUGCGUGUUGAAGUUGUCAAGGAAUCAGACUUUGGUGUCGCUGCUGAUAAGUAUGACAGAAUAAUAUCCCAGCAUUUGUACAGCUUACAGAAGUCUCUGCCAGACAUUCAAUUGCUGGCUGAGGCAGGUCAAGGUGACACUAAAUUUUCAGCCAUUACUUGCGAGAAUGCUGUUUUAUUGAGCGACGAAGAAUUAUUUAAGCGGAGAUGGGGCUCUGAUAAAACCUACAUGGCAUCAACUGCUGCUGCUGCUGUCACUGCGGAACGUAAGCCUGUUGAGACGAAGAAAAAUAUUUUUAGUAAUUUUACUAAGUCUAGUGAUAAAGUCAGUGAUAGCAAGACUACUAAUAAGAGUAACGAUGACAAUGGAGUAAGUAAUGGAGCUCAUAGUAGCAAUGAUGUCAAAGAAGACAAAGUUGAAGCUAAAAAAGUGUCACCAGUUAAAAGUAAACCCGCUGAAACAAAGAAAGGCGCUUCUAAGAAACCUGUACAGUCUCAGAAAACUGGGCUAAGCAAUUUGUUUGGUAAAGUUGCUGUUGCUAAUUCUAAAAAGUCACCACCAAAUAAAAAUAAAGAUUCUGCUGAUAAAAAUAAUGACAAUAAAAGUAAUGGAGUUGAAGAAAGUCCAAUGGAAGUUGAUGAAAGUCCUAAAAUAAUUGAGAGUAAUGGAGUAUCUGCAAGUAAAUCAAAUUUAAAACCCAAAGAUUCGGGUUCUACUUCUAAUUCAGCUUCGGACAAUAAGAGCAGUAACGAAAAAUCGAGUCAGAAGAGUAAUGGUGAUAUUAAAGCUAAAAAUAAAACCAAACAAAAUCGCGGCAGCAAACGUAAUAGGAGCAGAGACUCCAGUAAGGAGGAUACCAAAAAAAGAAAACGUAUCUUCUUGGUGUCGGAUUCGAGCGAUGAAUCAGCUGCCAGUGAUCCUGAGCCCGAUUUAUUUGAUGACCCGCCUCCUGAAGAAGCUGUGGUGGUAAAAGAAAAAUCACCGUCACCACCACCAGCUAAACAGGUCGAAGGUAAACGCAAAGUGCGUAAAGCUGUCGAUAAAACUUUUAUGGACGAGGACGGCUACCUCGUUACUAAGAAAACUUUUGUCUACGAGAGCGCUUCCGAUGAAGAGCCACCAACACCAGCGGCAAUUAAAGAAGUUGAGGUGAAGAAAGCUACAGCCGCUCAGAUCAAAAAACAAAACAAACAGACUUCUAUUAUGAGCUUUUUCAAAAAAGCUUAAUUGUACUUUUUUUUUUUUUUUUUAAUUAUGUUAUUACUUUAGUAUAAUGUUUAAGUAAUUACUAAUUAGUUUAUUGAGUUAGUAAUUAACAUUAUUGAUAAUUAAUUAUUUUUUCUGAUUGUUUGGAUGUUUUUUAGUACAAAGUUUAAAUGACGUGCCUCUGUAAUUUUUAAAUAUUUC